Messenger RNA from Bactrocera tryoni, 6416 nucleotides. RefSeq lists its product as uncharacterized. Gene Ontology annotation, cellular component: membrane. Bases 1786 to 4443 code for a protein of 885 amino acids. The record is from RefSeq and is a predicted model, not a curated record. Gene Ontology annotation, molecular function: potassium ion leak channel activity. The transcript is spliced from 8 exons. Gene Ontology annotation, biological process: stabilization of membrane potential; potassium ion transmembrane transport. Lineage: Eukaryota; Metazoa; Arthropoda; Insecta; Diptera; Tephritidae.
ACUUGCGGGCGGUGCAAAAUUGACGUUGACGGGCGAAUAUAGUGCUGAUUGCGCGCGUGUAUUGACACAUAUAACAGUACUAUUUUGUUUGUUUGUCAAACAAAUUUGUUGUUUUGCUCAUCUGCGGCCAGACAGACGGUGCGUUGGCAAGCAAAGUGAUAUUGUUUGGUAGUCGAAACAAGUUUAUUCGUGCAUUUUGUAUAAAAUAAAUGUAAUUCAUUGAAAAAUGAGUGGCGUGUAAGCACACAAAACUAGUGUUGUGCAUAAUUUAAUGUUGAGCUGCGUUUAGUAGUGGCAAAAUAUCGAUAAAUUCGGCGGUGAAGCCACAAGACGGGGUGUGUAUGUGGCGAAAGGUGUGUGAAAAACGCGAAAACUAGGAAAAUAAGUGAAAUUCGUGGCAUAAUUUUGGCAAGCAAAUGUAAAUAAAGCUAACCAACAAUUUUAGCACUUCGAAAGCUGCGAAUUUUAUGCAAUAUAAAGUGCAACAACAACAUUAAAAGGCAUCAAAUAAAAUAUUUAAAAUUCAGUAAGAGAAGGAGCUUCAGCUUUAAACAGUGCUACCGGAAUGCGCGAGAGACUCUCUGGGGCAACUAGUUAAAUGUGGUAGAUCGCAGAAACAACCAAGAAAAACAAAAUUAAAAUGUUUAUCAAAGUAUCAGUGCACAAAAAGUGAGGUUAAGGCCAUAACGGCAAUUUACAAACAGCUGUGCGCCCUAAAUGAAGUUGACAAAGUUGUUAUUGGCCGACCAGUGUUUGCUUGACUAAAUGGUAUCAAAGCAGCUCUAACCCAAAUAUAAAUAAGGCACAGAUUUUAGAUAAAAAAAUCUGAAAAAUAAAUAUCUUUGAGCGCAGUACGCGGUUGUGGGCGCUCAUCAUGAAUAAAAUUUCAAGUGCAAAGAAAAACAAACAAAAUUUGUUAUAAUCCACGAAAAGAAAACUAAAAUUUGGUUGCGACCUUUUCUGCUGCCCGCCACACCUACCUUAGUGGCAUGGCGACGCCCACAAAGUACUAAAACCACUCUAACGGUAACUAUAAAUAUGUAUAUACGCAACAACAACGACUUCUAAAAAAACAACUAGUGACAAAGUGCGUGGCAAAGAAGUCGAAAAAAGUGUGAAAAAAAGUUCGAAAAAAGUGCGAAAAAGAAAAAUUGCCGAAAAAACCGAGUGGCCGUCGAGAAAAGUGAAGAAAAUACCGACGAAAGUGCAAAAGGAAGCGGAUGACAGCAAUUGCGAUAAAGUGACAAUGAAAAUUUUUUUCUCGCCGUAAUGGCUAUGAAAGCGCACAAUUUCACAUUACAACAACGAAAACAACAAUAGCCGGGCCAGCAGACACAACGGACACGCCUCGAAGCUGCAAGUGCCGACCACUGCCGCGCGCCGCUGUCUAAAAUGGAUGAUUUAUAAGCUCGCAGCCAAACGCGCGCGAUUUCAAUACGAAAGUAAAAGAAAUCCAACAGCUGUGGGAAAAUCAGCGCAACGAAUUCAUAUCAAACUUUGAACAGAGUAUUUAGUGGAGCAAAAGCAACGAAGGAGUGCGCAGCAAAGCAGCACAAAAAUACGGAUAAAACAACAAUAACACACAGCAGCAAAAGCAGCAGUUGCAGUUUCUUUAACAUUAAAAAAUUAAGUCGCAAGCAAACACAAGCUGCCUGAAAGCACUAACAGUUACAUCGUCAGAAACUUCGAAAAUGAUGGACAGCACAUUAAAUCACACCCCAUCUACCGUAAUCCCAAUAACCGUUGCAUAACAAACGCAGGCACUAAACCUCUCAUUGCCGCAACAUGAACAUCGAACAGCAGAAAUUCCCACCACCACCAACGAACUUGCUGUCCGAUAGCGGUUACACCAACGGCUAUGCCACACCCAGUGGCAGCAGCAUUACCACAACCUCAGCAGACACAUCAGCGUCGUCGCCUGCCUCACAGACGACCACCUACGUGAAUAUACCGAUUAUACCACAUGGUCAGCUGCCCGCAUCCGCGUCAUCCACAUCAAACGCCUCACCACCGCUGCCGCCACCACCACCUUCAACCAUAUCAAUGAUGGCGGGCGGUGGCAGCACACCGAACAGUGGCGGUACAAGCACCUUCAAGACACCAUUACUGCCCAUGCCCACGCUCGAGGACAUCGAAGGCGGCCUGCUGGCUGUCACCACAGCUAAUGCGCCCACCCCAAUGCCUGUCGGUAUACUCAAGUAUCCGAAUGCUGCCGCAGCGGCCGCCGCAGCAUCGGUAGCAACAACACCACUUACACUGCCACCAUCUACGUUGAGUAUGUGCGGCAGUGGCAUGGGUCCGGGGCCACCACCGACGCUAAUGCAAGCGCCUGCUCUAUCGUUACCCGCCUCAACUGUGUCUAGUGGUUAUUUGAGUGGUGUUACCAGUAGUUAUCAAUCAGCGUCACAUGCGCAACAACAACAACAGCAAUUACCACCUGCCACACUCUCACUAAACAGCGAUAUGCUGCAGCAUCAGACGACACCAAUAACGGUACUUUCAUUGCAGCAUUCCACGCAACAAGCGUUACCACCACCACCAGCGCCCUCUGUGGGUCUACUCAAUAGCAGCAGCGGUGUUGCGCUUGGCUUAAAUACGAGCAGCAAUGCCAAUAUGGGGCGUAAUAGUCACCAAUCUAAUACCACCGUUGGUAUGGGCAGCUCCGGUGCUGCAACAACAAGCAGUAACGUGGAUUCAAAGCGCUCGCCAAAAUGCUGCGGUUGUUUUGGUAGUAGCCACUCUUCAUCAACAACGAAGUCACAGCACAAAAAGCAUCGCAAACAGAAGGCACAAACAAUUUGGUCCGCUCUGUUAACGAAUCUGGGGAUCUGUGCAUUGCUGCUAGCCUACACUUUAUUGGGUUCAUUCAUAUUUCUAACAAUCGAGAGCGAAGACUCAACGUUCCUGCAUCAUCAUAAUCACCAUCAUCAUCCCAGUCAUCAUGCAGUGCUGCAGCGACAACGUCAACAGCAACAACAACAGCGCACACUCGCUUCCACUAAACGUGGUGGCGGUAAUAUGGAAAAUAUUUAUCACACUUCACCCGAACAAAUGCAUCUGGACAAUGCCACAGCGUUAUCGUCACAAAACGCAUACGCCCCGCACACCGACGCCGCCGCUGCUGCUGCAAACGCUGCGGCAUCAUUAUCUGGCACGGCUGCUUAUUCUUCUACGUCAAAUGUCGCUUCCGCUGCCGCCAAUGCCAUGCUCGAGGGCAUUGUACCGUUGAGCGAUGAGCAUGGCGACACGGGCGUUAUAGAUUUCAGCUAUGGUGAUGAACUGCUCGGCGGCGAUGGCGUCACUUCGGCACAGUUGGCGCUGUCGGCGGACACGCAGGAAGUGCGACAACGCACCAUUGAGAAUAUCUGGGAUAUAACGGUGUCAUUGAAUAUACUCUAUAAGGAGAAUUGGACGAAGCUAGCCGCUUUGGAAAUUGCCAAAUUUCAAGACCAAUUAAUCAAGAGACUGAAUGAGGAUGCGCUACUGCAAUUAUCACAUGAAAUGGAUGGCGGCAUCGCUGCUGGUGGCGGAAAUGGUGCGGCGAUUGCCGGUAAUAGUCCGGCUACGGAAGCUGUACUCCUACACACACACGGCGGUCAAUACGGUCAUGGCCAUGGGCCGCACGAAUGGAAUUUCGCCAAAGCAUUUCUCUACUCGCUCACCGUACUGACGACAAUUGGUUACGGUAACAUCGCACCACGCACUACGCUCGGCCGUUUGGUGACACUCGUCUACGCCAUUUUCGGCAUACCGCUUACGCUCAUUUAUCUCUCCAGUACUGGUGGCAUUUUAGCAAAAGUGGCACGUGAGGUAUUCUCCAAAGCGUUAUGCUGUUGUCUCUGCUCAAAUUGCGGCUAUUGUUGUUACGAUGAAAAGCGUAUGGCUGAAAAGGAGCGUCGCAUGAAGCGUAAACGACAGCAAGAGGAAUUGCGUAAACAACAGGCUGCCUUGCAGGAACCCUACUAUGUGCACGACUCGUACGCCACAACGGAGAAACAAUCAAAUCUACCUGGUGGCACACAAAUGUUGCCACCCGACAUCGAUUCGUUGAGUGCGAGUGAAUCACGUGGCUCCAUGCAUGGGCUGAGUAUAUUGGCGCCAAUUUUGUUGUGCCUUUCAAUGAUGAUCAUCUACAUACUAAUCGGUGCUGUCGUACUAUACCGACUGGAAGACUGGCCCAUACUCGAUGGCAUCUACUUUUGUUUCAUGAGUUUAUCAACAAUUGGUUUUGGUGAUAUGCUACCGGGUCUGCGACGUGAAUCCACUACGACCACAUGGUUUUGUUCGAUUUAUAUCAUGUCGGGCAUGGCGCUCACAGCGAUGUGCUUCAAUGUUAUACACGAGGAGAUUGUGCAUCGCAUCAAAAUCGUGGUAGAAUUCAAGAAAGCAAGCAAUGCGCUGGAUACGAUGGGUGAGGAGCAAGGCUACUAUAUGCCGCCUUGACAAUUUGAGAAGGGCACAAGCUUGUACAAACGCAAUCCCACCGAAGAGACGCUGGUGUCAGGCACGCCAACUUCACUCGCUUACGGCGCACAGCUGGACACAGAUUUAAGUCAGCUGCAUGCGUUGAAGGACUAUGUCAAUCAUGAGCUUGUUCCCAUACUCACCAUGGAUCCGAACAGCUCGUCAACCACCUCAACACAUCUCCUAAAAGGCGCAAAUACCAUGCCUUUAAACAGCUUGACGGCCUACACAAGCGCAUCAACCACGGCUACGACGCCAUCAAGUCUGCUACCGACUGGUGCCGGUCUUACAACCUUGAACGCACCUAUUUUGGACAAUUCCACGUUGUCGUCGCAAUCCUGCUUGGAUCCAUCAAUCAGCGGCAGUGCAUCGCAGGCGGUCAUGAGUGUUUACACUUUGAGUGAGGAACCCGAAAUGGAGACUUCAGCAGAUUGUAUGUAAGUGAGUAGUAGUUUUAGCAGUGAUUUGAGGACAAUGAAAAUUUGAGUAAAUAAGUGAAAGUGUUAGACUAAUCUAUAAAUUUACGUAGUGACUAGGUUUGUAAAUAGUAAAUUUGUAUAGUUUGUGCCAGGAUUGUUAAAAGUUCUGUUGAGACGGCAAGGUAUUGCUUCUUCUUCUUCAUAAUUGGCGUAGACACUGCUUACGCGAUUAUAGCCGGAUAUUCUUAGUUAGCGUAAGUACUUCGGGUACACGUUUUAGUACGCCUUACUAGGUUUUAUGCAUCCUACUUUUUUCUAAACUUCAUUAUUUUUUGCAUGCAAAUUCUGAGCCCAGACCAGGGACUCCUUCCACUCGUUACAACUUUAUAGACCAUCUUAUCGCCGCUGUAAAUGUAAGAAAAUUAAUGGAGUCUGAGUGACUCCAUUCAAGGUUUUACCCAGGCAGCACUUUGAGAGAUUCUUGUUCGCAAAAAGCACUCUGUAAGCUAAACUCAGACCAGAGUCCGUACCUAAGACUUCUUCCAUGCGUUACAGCUUUAGAGAGCAUUUUAUAGCCGGCGUAUAUGGAAAAACAUUAGUAAAGUCUGCUCCAGACAAGAGCAGCUCAUUUGGAGAUUCCUUUUCGUGAAAUAUAAAGAGCUCCAUAUAGGGCUCCAUAAAGCCUUAAGGGAUUUAAAUCGAAGAAACAUUAGUUGAACCACUCAAACAAUCUCGAUAUAAAAUUCAACCAAAAGCUGCAGCGUCUAUAAUCAGAGAGCAGAGAGAAAAUAAUUGAUUUCGAUAUAAGAACCUCCUGUGGUUUUGAAAAACUUAAGAUAGCAAAUGCAGUAUGGAAACAAGGUCCUUUACCCAACAGCUUCUUCUUAGGAAUGCCGCUAACUGUUCGUCUUUACACAAAUGAUUAUCGAAUUGAAAAAGUUUUUCACAGUAUCAAUCAGCUGUUCGGAUUGGGCUUUUUAUAUAAAGAUCACCUUAAAAAUACCACAAAAGAGCGAAAGAACUCGGAAAAUAUCCAACAACAGUUGUCAGCUUAAAUAUAAUGUUACAGUGGUGGCAAGCGUAGAGUCUAGACUCAUUUUGGUUAUGUGAAACCGGCCAGAGCUCCUUUAAACCCAGGAAAUUCUCUCUCAGUAAACAAACAAGUAUAUACAUAUGUUUGUAUGUAUAAAAAUAUAUUUUCAUGUAGAGUCUUUUACCUACAUUUAUAAUCAACAUUAAUUUGUUCAAACAUUAUUUUCAAUUUCUAAAGCAAAAGUUUGCAACGCAGUAUUUGCUAAAUAUUAUUUUUUUUAAAUGGUUAAUACAUUUUCUUCACAAAAAAGUUGGUUGUAGGUUAUUGUAAAAUGUUCCACCAAUAUAGAGCGCUUCAAAUUAUCACUUAUCUGGCAUAUAAAUUUAAAAUAAAAAUGGCCCACAAAAAACAGAAUGAAAAUAUCACUAGUCGAGACAAUGAUAACCUUUUUUAGCAGUACAUUCAUAGGUGUUAAAUAAAUUACUUCAGACCAUAAACAA